Molecule: messenger RNA, 1239 nt
Organism: Brassica napus (rape)
Lineage: Eukaryota; Viridiplantae; Streptophyta; Magnoliopsida; Brassicales; Brassicaceae
Exons: 4
Coding region: 1-1239 (412 amino acids)
Molecular function (GO): nucleic acid binding; zinc ion binding
Source: RefSeq, a predicted model, not a curated record
AUGGGUGAGAUGGUCUCAGACUCCGGCGUGUUCCGGCGAAACUAUAGGUGGUUUCGUCUUCGCCGGCGAUGUCUUCUCGGUGUCGGUCACAGUGAUGUGACCAGGGCCCCCACACCUCUAGGACAGGCUGUGAGGAUGAAGGUUCUACUUCGUGUUCAUGCAGUGUGGGACACGAUCGAACCCGGUUCAGAUGAUCAAAAGAAGAACGAUGUGGGAGAACAAACCACAUCAAAAGAGAUCUUGAACGCCAUCAAGUCACGACACCUAGGAGCUGAUCGUGUAAGGAAGGUUCAGAUGUUGAUGACGGAGUUUGAUAGGUUAAAGAUGGACGAUAACGAUACGGUCGAUGACUUCACGGGGAAGAUAUCGGGCCUAUCAUCCAAAGCAGCCUCGUUGGGAGAGAACAUAGAAGAAUCCAAGAUGGUUAAGAAGUUCUUGAAGGAUCUUAUGAGACAUAAGUACAUCCAGAUCGUAGCAUCAAUUGAGCAAGUCCUAGACCUCAACUCGACGGGUUUUGAGGAUAUAGUUGGAAGGCUUAAGGCAGGAAGAGGACAUAACGGUAGAGGCAGAGGUCGAGGUAGGUUACACAACCAAAACUAUGCGACACACAUCGAAGAUAACAACUCGAAGAAGAAUCUUUCAAAGCUGAUAUGUUGGAGAUGUGACAAGCAUGGUCACUACGCAACUGUCUGUCCUGAGAAGACAGAAAAGAACCAAGAAACCAACCUAAACGAGACAGAAGAGACCGAUGCACUAUAUGUACACGAGGUGGUGUUCUUGAACAAAGAUAAGGUGAUUCCGAAGAAUCUUGAUAUCGACAAAGGCAAUGCAAGUGUCUGGUAUUUGGAUAAUGGAGCGAGUAAUCACAUGGCGGGAAACAAGAAGUUCUUUUCGAGUUUGAAUCUCAACACCAAAGGGAAUGUGAAGUUUGGUGAUGGAUCGUGUGUCGACAUUGUAGGAAAGGGUGUGGUUACCUCUGUGUACAAGACUGUAGAGAAGAAGACACUCAAAGACAUAUACUACAUACCCGACCUGAAGUACAGCAUAUUGAGUCUUGGGCAAGCAAGAGAAAAUGGAUGUGAGGUUAACAUGAAAGAUGUCUACUUAACGCUCACAGAUUUGCAUGGAAGGUUGCUAAUUCAUGUCACAAUAUCUCCAAACCAUCUCUACAAGACCCCUAUGGAGAUAAGCUACCCGGAGUGUUUACAUGUAAGGGAUGAAGAUGCUACAUGGAGGUGA